AUGCCCAACCUUCCAAAUCACAUCCUCAAGGACUUAUGCGCACGUUUCAUACUGAAUGUCCCAAAGCCAGAAUGUGAUGACAUUGUACGGUUAUUUUUCCAGAUGGAGUUGGCACACUGGUUCUAUCUGGAUUUCGUGAGGGAUGACGACGAGGAAUGUUGCUACGUUGGUAUGAAGGACUUUGCCUUUCAGAUAUUCAGGUGCUGUGACAAGUUUGCGAUUUACUUGGAAGAUUUUGAUCGGUACUACGAAGAGUGGAAGGUGUAUAAGAGUGCUGUGCCGACGUACGGCGCUAUCCUUCUGGACCCUACACUUCAAUAUUGCCUACUGUUGCAAGGGUAUAACGUGAAGGCAAGCUGGAGUUUCGCUAAGGGCAAGGUCAAUGAAGACGAGCGACCAGAAGAAUGUGCCAUUCGAGAGGUGUACGAAGAGACAGGAUUCGACAUUAAGAAGCUGAUAGAUCCGAGUAACUUCCUGGAGCACUCCAUGAACGAGCAGACGUGUCGCCUCUACGUUGUUCGCGACGUACCGAUGGAUACCAAAUUUAAACCACUGACUAGGAAUGAAGUGAAGCGUUAUAGUUGGUUUGAGGUUGAAAACUUACCUACUCACAAACUGGACCCAACGAGCAAGUUGAAACUGAACAUUCCGUCCAACAAUUUCUUCAUGGUUAUGCCUUUUGUCAGAGAGUUGAAGCAAAGGAUAUCUGAGAUGAAAGGCAGAGAUAUGAAAAUGGAAGAAAAAGAAAAUGGAGAAAGAAAAUUUGAUAAACAACCAGAACAACGAAAACAACAAAAACAACACAAACGGCAACAAAAACAUCAACAGCAGCAACAAAAACAGCAGCAACAAAAACAGCAGCAACAACAGCAGCAGCAACUAAAUUUAUAUCAGCAUGCAAACGAACCCAUGAACUUUGGGAAUCAACCGCUGCUACCAGGAACCUCUAGACAAUUGGAACAAUCGGUCAGAAACAAGCCACUACUUCAAACGCCAUCACAGUAUCUACACUUUCCUCCCCAUCAAACUCCAUUCAUGCAGCAGUAUCAGCCACAGCAGCAACAAACGCCACUUCUAACACCAUUCAUGCAGCAGUAUCAGCCAACGUAUCAGCCAACAUAUCAGCCACAAUACCAGUCACAGCAGCAACAACUAUUACAACAGUGGCAAGUGAAUCAGCAGCAACAAAGAAGACCACAUCAUCAUCAAGAAUAUUUUGACAGUUUUCUACAGAACUCUGAAAAGAUAGGUGGCACAGAGUCACCGACCACCUCAACCCCACAAUCCAGUCGUCAUCGUCAUCCCCAUAAAAAAAUCGAUACUGUUGGUUCACACUCGAGUGAACAUUCCAGUGAUGAACAGACGAUGGCUACACGCAGGACAGAACGUUUCGGGUACCCUGCUUCGCGUAGUGAAUUUGGUGAAGAAGAGCCCUCACCACCUCAUGGUGCAAGCGACCAACACAGCCAGAGAAUCAUCGGUGGAAAUGUCACUGAUAACAAGAGGACGGCAGCCAGCAAGCACAAAACUCCAUUGCUCCAACUUCCUUCACAGCAAGGUGUUCAGAUGAAAAGUUCAUCGGCAGGAAAGAUCACCUCCAAUCCAACAACUGCAACAAGUGCAAGAUCGCUCACCAACUCAACACACUCACCAUCAAAAAAUCCAAGUUCAACAUUGAUAACAACAUCAAAAACGGAUUAUAAAACAUCUAUUAUUACUACUGCUACUACUACUGCUGCUGCUACUACUACUACUGCUGCUGCUGCUACUACUACUACUACUGCUACUAUUACUGCUGCUACUACUACUGCUACUACUGCUGCUACUUAUACUUGGACGACACCAGAAACUGUGACGAUAGCCACUAAAUCUAAUGAAGCCUUUCUUGCCUACAACUUCAUGUCACCGGCCUGGUCAAAUUUCAAACUGGACGUCGAACAGCUGUUGAAUGCCAUGUGCAGCUGAAUGAUUGAUUGAUUGGUUGGUUGGUUGGUUGAUUGAUUGAUUGGUUGAUUGAUUGAUUGGUCAACUGAAUGAUUG
Messenger RNA from Helobdella robusta, 2040 nucleotides. RefSeq lists its product as hypothetical. Gene Ontology annotation, cellular component: P-body; cytoplasm. Gene Ontology annotation, molecular function: 5'-(N(7)-methylguanosine 5'-triphospho)-[mRNA] hydrolase activity; manganese ion binding; RNA binding. The transcript has 10 exons. The record is from RefSeq and is a predicted model, not a curated record. The coding region runs from base 1 to 1965 and encodes 654 amino acids. Lineage: Eukaryota; Metazoa; Annelida; Clitellata; Rhynchobdellida; Glossiphoniidae. Gene Ontology annotation, biological process: nuclear-transcribed mRNA catabolic process, nonsense-mediated decay; deadenylation-dependent decapping of nuclear-transcribed mRNA.